AGUGUGGUGUGGAGCCGUGAAACAUUAUUCGACUACCUUGCCGAUCCGAAAAAAUACAUUCCUGGCACAAAGAUGUCCUUUAUAGGGAUAAAGAAACCACAUGAUCGUGCCGAUCUCAUCAAAUACAUGGAGGUCGAAUCUGCCAAACCUAUCAACCCUCCGAACCCAACUACGUAG
Haemonchus placei is the source of this 177-nucleotide messenger RNA. The record is from the annotation of a GenBank genome assembly. NCBI's taxonomy places the organism in Eukaryota, Metazoa, Nematoda, Chromadorea, Rhabditida, Trichostrongylidae.